Plasmodium gallinaceum is the source of this 1653-nucleotide messenger RNA. RefSeq names its product conserved protein, unknown function. The transcript has 2 exons. Lineage: Eukaryota; Apicomplexa; Aconoidasida; Haemosporida; Plasmodiidae. Bases 1 to 1653 code for a protein of 550 amino acids. The record is from RefSeq and is a predicted model, not a curated record.
AUGAAUAAAAUAAAAAAAGAUCAUAAUAAUAAAUAUUUAAGUGAUAUUAAUUUGAUUAAAAAAAAUAAAAUAACUAAUAAUUUAGAUGAAGAAAUUUUUUUAUUGGAUGAAAGUUUUAUUGUUAAUUCUUCACAUAACUCUAUUGAAAAUCCUAGCAGAAAUUUAAAUGUUAAAAAAAAAAGUAAUAUUGAAAAAAAAAUUGUCUCUAUUCAAAAAAAAAAAAAAGCAUAUAAUUUUCCUUAUGAUAAUAGAGCAUCUUAUGAAUAUCAUUAUAAAAAAGAUAAAAAAAAAAAAAAAAAAAGAAAAUUAAAAAUGCUUAGUAGUAGUGAUUGUAAAGAUAAAUUAUACGAAAAUAAAAAUUCGUUAAGGAUAAAUAUGGAUGAACAAAUAUAUAAAAGGAAAUUAAAAAUGUAUGAAAACAAUAAAGCCAAAGUAAAUGGAGAAAAUAAAAUAUCAGAAAAUAAACAUACUGUUUAUUUUAAUGGCUAUAAAAAUUUAUCAAAUGACGAUGAGAAUUAUAAAUGGAAAAAAAUAUCUUUUAUAAAUAAAUAUAUUUUUGAAAGAAAAGAAGUAAACAAAAUUAAUAAUAAUAAAAUUAGAGAAAACAUUUCAUAUUAUAAUCCAGAUAAAUUAUGUUUAGUUAAAUUUUUAUGCCAAGCAAAAAGUUACGAUUUAAUAAAAAUAAGUAAAAUAUUUUUUUCUAAAAAAAUUACAUAUACUUUUUUUGAUGAUAACAAUGUAUUGUGUGUAUUUUUAACACCAGAAAGUUGCAUAAAAAAUUUUUAUAGUUCUGAAGAUAUAUAUAAAAUUGAUAAUUUAGAUUUAAAAAAGAAUGUAACUUAUCCUCAUACAAAAUUUAUAUUUUUUAUAUUUAAAAAUGGCUCUGUAGUUAUAUGGGAAAAUUUCAAAAAUUAUCAAAAUAGUGACUACUUUAUAAAUAAAGUUAUUAUAUUUUUAAAUUCAUUUUCGGAUGAAUUACUACCAGUUUAUAUAGUUCAAUUGGAUACUAUAUUCUAUUCUGAAGAAGAAAAAUAUAAAGAAAAAAGAGAAGAAAAUGAAAAUGAAAAAGAAGAAGAAGAGGAAAACGAAGAAGAAGAAGAAGAUUAUGAAGAUGGAGAAGGAGAAGAAAAAAAAAAGAAAAAAAAAAAUUGUUUUGUAAAUAAUGGAAUAAUAUAUUUAACAAAUGAUUCAUUAGAACAAAAAUUGACAGCAUCAUUUGCAUUGUCUCAAUCUAUCAGAUUAGAUGUACAUGAAAUGAUGAUGGAUAUUGCAAUUAACACAUUAUUUAACAUAUCAAAAGAAAUUGCAUCUAAAGGAACUUGUAUUAUUUCUAAAAAAAAAAUAUCAAGUAUGUUAGAUGUAUACUCUAGUAUUAUUAAUGUAAAUGCUGUACAAGAUUUUUUAGAUAUACCAGAAUAUUUCUGGAAUAAGGUUCAAUAUGAACACUUAUGGUUUGAGAUAUAUAAAUACAUGGAAAUACCAGAGAGAAUAAAAAUAUUAAACAAAAGAUACAAUUAUUAUAAAGAUUUUUUAAAAGUUAUUAAAACAGAAAUAUACAAUAAAAAAACAUUUUACUGUUAUAGAAUUGUUGUUCUGUUAUUAUUUAUACAUAUAUUAGCUUUAAUUUUAAACGACCUAUUUUUUAUGAAGUAA